Suillus subalutaceus is the source of this 1228-nucleotide messenger RNA. RefSeq lists its product as uncharacterized. The record is from RefSeq and is a predicted model, not a curated record. Lineage: Eukaryota; Fungi; Basidiomycota; Agaricomycetes; Boletales; Suillaceae. The transcript has 17 exons. The coding region runs from base 1 to 984 and encodes 327 amino acids.
AUGUCCCAAAUUGAUCUGAAUAGUACCUUCGGGGCGCUUUAUAUCGGCGGUACUAUCGGCGCAAUUCUUUUUGGUCUGAGCAACGUCCAAGCGUUUCUCUACUUCCAGUCACGCAAGGGCUCGGGAUUCACAUUCUACAAGCUUGCCGUAUCCUGGCUCUGGUUACUCGAUGUUUUGCAUGUCUGUUUGGUGAAUCAUCUGAUAUACUAUUAUCUGAUCACCAACUACGCAAAUCCACCCGCACUUCUCGAGAUGGUGUGGAGCUUCAAGGCGCUGAUAAUCGUCGACGUAUUUAUUGUGUAUAGCGUGCACAGCCUAUACAUACAGCGUAUAUGGAUAAUUAGCAAAGGGAGGACAAGAAUUUUGCCUGUCUUCAUGACGGUUAUCAUCGUCCUUGCAUCGGGCAAGUGUAUUGGAUUCGUCCUGGCCUGGGCUGUAUUCAAGUCCCACCUAUUUUCGGACCUGUCCAAGAUCCGGUGGUCCAUCUACCUGAGUUUAAGUGCAAUGACUCUGAUUGACUUUCUCAUCGCCUCUUCAUUGUGUUACCUUCUUAUCUCUUCCAGGACGGGGUUCACUAAAACGGAUAUAACUCUUCGGACACUCGUAAGAGACAUUAUCAAUACAGGAUGCUUGACGAGCAUGUGCUCGAUGGCGUGCAUCAUUACGGACGCAGCAAUGCCAAACAACUUCGUCUUCCUUGGAAUUGAAUUUCUACUGUCCAAAUUAUACGUGAACUCCUAUAUGGCUCUACUGAACGCGCGUCAUUACCUAGGGUCGGAUGGAAGCCCACACAGUUCACAAAACCGACCCCCACACGUCUACCGCCCAGAUGUGCAAGUCAACAUUUCACAUGAACUACAAGACAGAUCUCCCCGAACAUCCAAAAUGGACAGAUUCCAGAUGUCUGACACCGCCCUGGAACACCCGACUUAUUACUCUCCUGCUGUGACGGGAUAUGCACAUUCUACUGCGGUGGUUGUAUAGAUGUAAGAUGGGAGUCUUUCUAUUGGGAACUCUUUCGUGAGCUUGCUAUGGUAGACCAUAUUGUGAAAUGUUUAGCCAGACGUACUUGUUCGGUUCUAGCAUUUGUUAGUCCAGUUUACACGUCAUUCAUGCUUAUAUCCCGGUGAUAGAUUAGCUAGAAUUGAAUCCAAGGAUCAUCCUUCUCUAAAUAAGCAAAGCCGAGGACGGUAGGUCGAAGACUCGAUGUCAAGGUGCACAGUAGUAC